Molecule: messenger RNA, 5692 nt
Organism: Dermacentor silvarum
Lineage: Eukaryota; Metazoa; Arthropoda; Arachnida; Ixodida; Ixodidae
Gene: Orc1
Product: origin recognition complex subunit 1
Exons: 17
Coding region: 86-3325 (1079 amino acids)
Biological process (GO): DNA replication initiation; mitotic DNA replication checkpoint signaling
Cellular component (GO): nuclear origin of replication recognition complex
Molecular function (GO): DNA replication origin binding; ATP binding; ATP hydrolysis activity
Source: RefSeq, a predicted model, not a curated record
GAGUGAUCAGCUAACAGAUCCGAAAAGGCAUUGGAUUAGCGCGCCGUUGCCGCAUGCUUUGUUGACGUAGUCUAGACUGGGAAACAUGCCGGACAUCGAUAGAAAACAAGGCAACGACGUAGAUUUCAAAUGGAUCGGCGAUUUUGUUGUGGAAAACCGCAGGAGCAAGAACAGGUCGUACAGCAAAUUCAAGCUUUCGGGAAGAACGUAUGCCGUCGGCGACUACGUUUUGAUCCGCGAUGACGACAGUAUGGAUCCCGAAGCACUUCGCAACUGCUACGUUGGUCGGAUCAAGAGCGCCUUCGACACAGGGGAAACGGAUGGAGACCACCGGUUUGUCACAGUGGCCUGGUACAUCCGAGCUGUCGAACUUCCACCUUCACAGCAGGCCAAGAUUGUUGAUGUUGACUAUUUCCGUGAAGUGUUACUCGACGAACGCAAGCUCUGGUCCGACACCGUCGAUGCCGAGACGAUCUUCGGCAAGUGCUCGGUACUGACAGUGCCUGCUGAUGUGUCAUCCAAGGCUGUCUUUGAGAUGGUUGAUGGUGAAGGGAACCCACUGUUCUUCUGCCGGUGGAAGUUUGAUGGUCGUAGCAUCACCCCUAUAUUCGCACCUCUGUCACCAUCCUCCAGCAAGAAGCUAUCAUCAAAAAGUGGCACGCCAACAUUGUUGCGGGAGCAAUCCCUGAGCAAAACACGUCGUAGUGUCUCAACACCAAUCCGCAAGCAGGUGCAGUCGAGAGGGGUGUCCCUGUCAGCUCGGCAGCGAGAUGGUGUGUCCGUCGCUCUCGAGGGUAGGCUGACCGACUUUCCAAGUCCGGUCAAGUCGCAGUCGUCCCCGCACAAGGUGCUUCUGGUCUCCCCAAUCAAGAUGCGUAGAGAGUCCGAGACUUGGAACUGCCUCCAGAAGUCAACUCCUCCACCACAGAGCCAUGGGAAGCACAAAGUCACUAACAAGAUGGAAUCGCCUGAGGCAAGCACUUAUGCAUCGCCAGUGAGACACCGCAAUCGUGAUCUCGGGCUCUUGCAUGAUGACGUGUUUGCAACGCCAACACGUAGCGCUGACACGCGAGUCGUAAUGCGGCAUCGCAAGUGCCACACGGAACCCGGGAGGGCAGCGUCGCGCAGCAAAAGCGCAUCAUCAUCGUCGCAGCAGCACCAGCACGAACCCAAGUUCUCGCGGUCAGGACGCUUGCUGAAGAAGAGUUGGCGGCACUCAUUUAACUCCGAUGACGACAGUUCAAGUGAGUCGCAAAGGCAGACGACACCCCGGAGCAGACGCAAGCUCGAUAUGAACGCAGCAUCCGGGCAAGUGACUGAAAAAACUGGCAAGAAGGAGCAUUCCAACUUCAGUGAUGAAAACCCUGCUCCACAGAAAAGUCCUGCGCCGAAGGACAGCGACGCUGCAGUUGUUGUUGAAAAAAAGAGGAGCCGCUCGUCUCGAAGGUCCCAAAAGAACACACUGGAGCUGUGCGCCAAGGCAACCAGGACGCCACGUAGCAAAAGCCGGGGCGUGGCAUUCUCGGAAGUUCUUGACAAGGCGCCAAAAGUUGGGUCAUGCACGUCCCCCGUAUCGAGGAACGCGAGAAAGGCACGGUCCAUGGUGGAUGACUCUUGCGAGACAACGCCACCCCGCAACAAGAUGGCCGAUCACUUGCGGCAGUCUCGGGCCGUGAAGUGCCACACAGAACCCAAGAGAGGUGCAGGUGCUAACGUCCCUACUCCCAGCAGGCUUGCAUCAACGAGGUCUGGCCGCAAAGUGAGGAGCGUGCGCUACGCCGAAAUCUCCUACUCCGAUGAGGACGACGUGUUCACAAGUGAGAUGGAGCGGAAGCAGACGCCACGGAGCAGACGGAAACUCGACCUUGGUGUCAAGCCGGGAAAGUUGCAGCUCAACAAGGGUGAGGAAUGCGACACAAGCGACGAUGAGGACCCCAACUUUGAUGAAGUCUUCGCAAGCUCCUCCAGUGAUGAAGAAUACGAUGACGUUGAGACACCAAAGAAGCAACACAAAAAGCUGCCCUCCAUGCGAACUCCACGCUCAUCUGUGAAGAAAUCACUUACCGGGACUCCACGAACACCACGGACUCCACGAACUCCGCGAACACCGCGAACCCCAAGGCUGUCAACACUGUGCCUCACUCCGUCUAUUCCAAGAAGGAGUCAAGCCAUCGAGGGACCGCAGACGCCACUCGACAUAGCCAAGUCACGACUGCACGUGUCUGCUGUGCCAACUUGUCUUCCGUGCCGAGAGCAGGAGUUUGCAGACAUCUACUCGUUCAUUGAGGGCAAGCUGCAAGAUGGUACUGGAGGGUGCAUGUACAUUUCGGGUGUGCCUGGCACGGGCAAGACGGCUACCGUUCACGACGUCCUUAGAGUGCUGCAAGAGUCUGUUGACGGUGGCUACACUCAAUCCUUCAAGUUCGUCGAGGUCAAUGGCAUGAAGCUCACCAACCCCGCACAGUGCUACAGUCACAUCCUCAGGGCCUUGACCGGAGAGAAUGCAACACCAGAGCAGGCGGCAGAGCUGCUGAGUCGUCGCUUCGAGCGACCCGGUCCCCGGCACGAUCCGGUCGUCCUUCUCGUCGAUGAGCUCGACCUGCUGUGGACACGCAAGCAGCAGGUUCUCUACAACCUGUUCGACUGGCCCACCAAGCCCAGAUCCAGGCUCAUCGUGCUGACCAUCGCCAACACAAUGGAUUUGCCUGAAAGGCUCAUGUCGAACCGCGUCUCAAGCCGACUGGGCUUGACCAGGAUGACCUUUCACCCCUACAACCACAAACAGCUGCAAGAGAUUGUGUUGUCCCGGAUGCAAGGCCUAGAAGCCUUCGAUCCUGAUGCUGUACAGCUUGUUGCGAGGAAGGUGGCAGCAGUGUCCGGAGACGCACGGCGUGCGCUCGACGUCUGCCGUCGAGCCGCUGAAAUCGCGGAGCAUUCGUUGCACGAAAGUCCCAAGAAGACAUCGCGGCACGUUGUCGGUAUGACCCACGUCGACCGUGCCAUUCAGGAGAUGUUCUCUUCACCCAAGAUCCUUGCCAUGCGGUGCCUCUCACAACAGGAACAGAUCUUCAUGCGCGCUGUGGUUGCUGAAUUUCGUCGAACAGGAGUCGAGGAGACAACCUUCUCCAAGGUCUACAACCAGCACAUCACCAUCUGCAGGCUCGAAGGAGUGAAGCCGCCAACCUUUUCCGAGGUUUCGAGCAUCAGCUCGCGCCUGUCAAGCUGCCGACUGCUACUGUCAGAGCUCGGAACAAACGAUCUCUUCCAUAAGAUCCAGUUGAACGUCAGCGUUGACGACGUCAACUAUGCGCUCAAGGAGGCGUAGCUCGACAUUCCAUUUCAUUUGUCAUCAUCUGUAGUUGCCACCUUGUUAAGGACGGCGUCACGCGGUACAGCCUUCAAUUGUUGCAGUGGGACUUCCUUCAAUCGGCUCCCAGAGAAUCUCUGAAACAGUCUUGUUCUGCCUGCAGGUUCACUUGACUGAAACAUCUGCGAGAUGAGAGUGUGUACAUUUCUUCUAUUCCGUAAUCUAUGCCAUAUUGUACAUAGUGCCACUUUGCUUCAUGUGAUAAAACUUGAUUCCUAGGUUUACAUCAUAGGGCAAGCUCACUCUUAAUGUGUUACCUAGAACUCUAUCUCAAUGGCAGAUUGGAGUGGACCGUUGAAACACGUGGACCGCUUUAUGCAGGUGACCGGGUCGUGAGAAAUGCCAUUGACUUUUUAAUGUGGCUACACUGUUUUUUGUAGCUGGAUGACCUAGGACCAUGGAACUGAGGCAGUUUCUUAAAUGACAUCAACUUUAUCCAAGUGAAGGCAGUUUUAAGAUGACUGACUUGUUGUACAGAUUAGUAUAGUUAGCUUUGUAAUCAUGCUAAGUCACUGAUGAAAAUCAACCUUUGUUGCUGUUACUCUUUUCAUAUUGACAAUUCACUGUUUUGAGCUGUGUUUGACAUUGCAAAUACUUUUGUGCCAGUGUGGUUGCAUUAGCGUUAAGAUAUAUUUUUUUAUUGCACUGUGAAUUCUUUAUUUCUUUUUCUUGAAGGAAAUGGUAGCCAUUUUAAAAGGAAGCUUUAUCUUAGGCUCAACUCUGUGCUUUGGGCUAAAACAUUGUGUUCUUAUAAGGCAUGCACUGCACCAAUUUGAAUGCAAUUUGCUGAACUUAGAGAAGGAAGCCUUUUUUCUGUAUAUUCGAUGCCAAGAGUCGCAACAUUUUCAAUAUUUGAGAACUGUGCAUUUACACUCUGCAACCAAUGCAAGGCGAGAUGAAAAGAUUCCCUAAAUAUACCUGUUGUUAGUAUACUUCAAGUAGGCAAAAUUUCUCAAAUAAAUUAAAUUUUCCAGAAAACUGUUGCAUCUUAAGAAGUGGGUUAAAGUCUCACAUUUAAGGGGGGAAAAUUGGCGUGUCAGUUACGCCGAGUAUAAAAUGUCAUCCAACUUAUGGAUGCACAUGUCAGUCUUGUCGGAAUUGGCCUCAGUUGUUUAGUGAGAGCACUUGUUGUUUCUCAGUGAUUUUAAAUAAUGGAGCCAUAUUUGGGUUUGAGUCGAAGCACCCUUUGAGAAGGACAGGUGCAAAUGAGCCUUGAAAAGUUGUGUAACCAUCCUUCACCAGGCAGUUAGUGUUGAAAAAGGAGUUGUUUUACAAGCGAGGAUGUCUAUACUAUUGUUGUUUAGCAGCCUUUUACACUUUGCUGUCCAUUGGCUUUCAAGCACUGUUGAGCUUACGGUUAUUUGUGACUUCUUGUUGUUCUGUUUACACUUAGUCUUUAAGAUGUUUCUUCCUUAGUCUGUUUAUAGAAGUGCCUGCUACUUUUUGGCAAAACCUGUUUGGUGGAAGACAUAUAGAAAUGUUUUUGGCCACUUUUUGAUGAAACAUGUUUGGAGAAGACAUUUUAGAAACUUUUUGAAGUAUUUCUUUUCCCCACUUUAUGACAAAACCUUUUUGGUGAAUACAUUUUUAGAAAAGUUUUUGAAGUGUUUUUACAGCUUUCAUGGGGCCCAUUGUUCUAGCUUUAAAAGUGUUUCACUAAAAUAUUCAUUGUAGUUUUACUGCUGCUUUUUUAACCUUUUAUACAGGACAUGUUUUCAAGGCAGCAGAAUCAGUUGGUCCAUGAACUUUUUUAGUGUAGCAUAGGUUGUGUAGUUUUCAAAGUGUGUGUGUGUGUAUAACGAUGUUCAAGCUAAAAAGAAGCUAAUUUGCUUUACGACCUUUGCAACAAGCUGUUUUUGUUUUGCUGUGUUGUGAUCACUUUGUACACGUUCUUCAGUGCAAGUGCUCUCAUGUUUUGUCACAAUCCAAAUGAAUAUAGAAUGGCUGCAAAGGUCAGCUAUUCACUGCCAUGUGCUGUUCUGUCACAUUUAAUGUCUGGGACACUUCUAGUCUAAACUGAUAACUGUAAACAAGACUUGUGAUGCUGCUGUGAAUUUCCAAAGCACAGAUUUGCUACCCAGAUAGUGCUUGACUGGGGUGUUGUCUCUGAAUAAAUUGCAGGUGUUGACACAGUUGCUGGUUGGUUAGCUGGCUCAUUUCUUGGGUAUUGCAAGCUUCAGUACAAACAGAGAAUGUUAAUGAAAAUAAACAACAGGCACUUCUGAUUUUUUAUCUUUCAUAUGUAAAAGUCAGUUUGUGCCAAAAGCUAAGGCACAUUAUUCGAGCGUGGGGGUCUAACGUAUUGCUGCAUCAUUCCUGAUAAAU